CUAACUGCUGCGUUGCGGUAUUUCAUACAUAAUUUGCCUGCUGGCAACUCGCGAUUGGAUACUCGCUACAAAUACCAUCUAUUUGACCGUUUUCUAACAAGACCCGCAUUCUUCUGGCGUUGCUUCGAAAUUCUACUACUUUCCUCCUGGUAGUCCAGUUUUCAAUGGCAUCCGACCCUCAACUAAUUUAGCUACGGCUUGACUUCAGCUGCCAACCCACUGACUAUCUGAAUAUGCUAUUGGUGGUGUGGAUCCUCAAACAACUGUGAUUUUAUGGCAGGAAAGCAGCCCAACAGUAGGAAAAUGUGUGUGUUUUCCCCAUUACAGUGGAUGCCUGUGCAAAAUGCCGAAGGACCCCAUUUACGAAACCAUUCUGGAAUGUGUAUCGGAGAUUGCUUGUACGUUCAUGGUGGAGUUGCUUCCAAUGACACAUCUGGACGUGAUGUUUCAAAUGGUCUCUACCGAAUCCGGAUAUCACCAUCUGUGGGAGAAUGGGUCGAUUUGACCUCAGGUGACUCGCCAAGUUUGAGCCAGCACGCGUGUUUUGGAAUUCUUGAUCGAUACAUUGCCUUUGUAGGUGGUUGGAAUGGCCAAGCGCGAAUUCCCGGUGUACAUACAUACGAUACAGCGAGCAACAGGUGGCUACCUGCCGCACUUUCCGAGCCCCUUCUCAAAGGUUUUCCAUCCGGAGCUGGUCUCUCAGCCCAUACGGUCAUAGCUAUGAAACCGAGUGGUCCGAAAAAUCUGCCCACCGCCCUCAUCAUAGGAAGGGAAGGUUCGUUAAGAACGCAGCGAAAAGCGGGAAAUGUUUAUUUACUCUACAGUGAGUUAGCUAGGUCAAUGUUUACUCCUGCAGUGCAAUAA
Messenger RNA from Dicrocoelium dendriticum, 864 nucleotides. Lineage: Eukaryota; Metazoa; Platyhelminthes; Trematoda; Plagiorchiida; Dicrocoeliidae. The record is from the annotation of a GenBank genome assembly.